Aspergillus ibericus CBS 121593 is the source of this 1820-nucleotide messenger RNA. Its product is annotated as general substrate transporter. The record is from RefSeq and is a predicted model, not a curated record. Gene Ontology annotation, molecular function: carbohydrate:proton symporter activity. Gene Ontology annotation, biological process: transmembrane transport; carbohydrate transport. Gene Ontology annotation, cellular component: membrane. The transcript is spliced from 4 exons. NCBI's taxonomy places the organism in Eukaryota, Fungi, Ascomycota, Eurotiomycetes, Eurotiales, Aspergillaceae. Bases 35 to 1504 code for a protein of 489 amino acids.
CAACAGUUGACGAACCUCGUGAUUUUUAAGCAAAAUGAGGUUCCCUACCGGCUACAUUAUUUGUGCCGCAAUCGGCUUCGGGCUCCUAGGAGCUGCCAAAGGGCUGGACGAGGGUCUCAUCGCUAUUACCGUGAACCUGCCGUCAUUUGUUCGUGAAUAUGGUCUUGACGCAAGUGACCUGAGUGCCGCCGCCAAGGCAAAUCGAUUGUCGAACAUUACCUCGAUGGUUCAUCUAGGGAGCUUGCCUGCGGCCUUUCUCGCCUUCUUGCUGAGUGACUUUAUCGGACCACUCUGGACAAUGAGGCAGCUAUGCUUGCUCUGGAUUAUCGGUGCGAUCAUUGUCAUCACAUCGGUAGGAAACUACAGUCAGCUCAUUGGUGGUCGCUUUAUCAUGGGAUUGGGGAUGGGACAGGCCGGUAUCAUCGGCCCCAUUUACCUCGCGGAAGUGGCACCCACAGCUUGGCGAGGACUACUCGUUGGAAUCUAUGCAUCGUCCGAGUAUAUUGGAAUCCUGAUCGGAUAUUUUGCAGGGUAUGGCGCCUCUCUCCACCUAUCCGACUACAGCGACCAACAAUGGAUCAUCCCCCAAUCCUGUCAGAUCAUGUUGGCUGGCGUCCUGUUGCUCUUCUCGGUUGGUUGUGUCGAAAGCCCUCGGUAUCUGUGCAAAGCCAACCGCACCGACCAAGCCGCCCGUGCUCUGGGGCGGCUGCGCCGACUCCCCUCGGAUAGUCCUAGCAUCGUGGAAGAGGUACGGGAAAUCCAGAGGCAGGCAGCCGCCGUACAGUCGAAAGAGGGGCGAAGGUCACUACAACUACUGGAGCCGUGGAAGCUGCUGUUCGGACAGGCUGCCAAUAGAUACCGACUCUUAUUCCUGCUCUCCGCGCAACUGCUCAGUCAGUGGUCAGGAACGAACGCCAUCACCACCUACGCUCCCAAAUUCUUCUCCCUGCUCGGAGUAACCGGCCAGUCCGAAAAGCUCCUGAAAACCGCCAUUUUCGGCGCCGUGAAACUCGCCGCGGCGCUAAUAUGCGCCAUCUUCUUCAUUGAUCAGAUCGGGCGGAAGCGGUCGCUCAUGUCCGGAAUUACUCUACAGCUCCUUGCUCUCCUCUACAUUGCCAUCUUCCUCACUGUGACAUCCUCGCUGAGUGUGGACACUCACUCAGGGGCUGCCCACCGAGCAGCCAUUGCCGCGAUCGCGUCUAUCUACGUGACCGGCAUCGGAUACGCCUUUGGCUGGAACUCGGUACAGUAUCUGAUCAAUGCGGAGAUGCUUCCAUCAUCAGUGCGUACCCUCGGCACGAGCAUACUGAUGUGUAUUCAUUAUGCGAAUCGGUUCGCGCUUACCAAGGCGGUCCCCACCAUGAUGCUAGCCGAUGCCCUCCAACCCAAGGGCACAUUCUGGUUCUUCUUCGUGGUCGCGUUUCUGGGAUUUUUGUGGGGAAUGUUUCUCCUGCCGGAGACGUCGAGGAAGAAUCUGGAGGAAACGAGCGAGAUGAUUAGAUGAGAACUAUCGUGAUAUUGUUAAGGCUCUCUCAGGAUGAGGUUCCUUUCGUCCGAUACUUGGCCAGCCCCGCCCCGAGCUAUGUUCUCUUCUGCAGUCCAUCGCGAUUCCGUGGGGAAGCAACUUGAAAAAGUUUUGCAUUUAUUUCUAUAUAUGCAACUAUACAGACUUGAUUUUCUAGAAUCAACGUAACCUUCCCUAUUUGGAUGGGGCCACUUUAAUGAGGGCGCUCAGGGAGUCGCUUACUGAGUAUUUCUCAUCACUGGUCAAGGCUCUGUGAGCACUCAGUAUCUAUUCAGGAUAGGAUUAGUUAUUAAUC